Messenger RNA from Colossoma macropomum (tambaqui), 2707 nucleotides. Its product is annotated as eukaryotic initiation factor 4A-I. Gene Ontology annotation, biological process: cytoplasmic translational initiation. NCBI's taxonomy places the organism in Eukaryota, Metazoa, Chordata, Actinopteri, Characiformes, Serrasalmidae. Gene Ontology annotation, cellular component: cytoplasmic stress granule. The record is from RefSeq and is a predicted model, not a curated record. The transcript has 11 exons. The coding region runs from base 58 to 1284 and encodes 408 amino acids. Gene Ontology annotation, molecular function: ATP binding; translation initiation factor activity; RNA helicase activity.
UACACGUGACGUUGGAGUAUAUAAGCCCAUUUCGCGGCGAGUUCGCCCUUUGUCAUAAUGUCGGCAGGUUAUGAAGAAAGACCCAGAGAGCGGGACAAUGGGCCCGAAGGUAUGGAGCCAGAUGGUGUCAUUGAGAGUAACUGGCACGAGAUUGUGGACUCCUUUGACGAUAUGAACCUGUGCGAGGCUCUUCUCAGGGGAAUCUACGCUUAUGGUUUCGAGAAGCCUUCCGCCAUCCAGCAGAGGGCCAUCCUCCCUUGUAUCAAGGGUUAUGAUGUGAUUGCGCAGGCCCAGUCUGGUACAGGUAAAACUGCCACCUUUGCCAUUUCCAUCCUGCAGCAGCUGGACCCGGAGCUGAGGGCCACACAGGCGCUGGUUCUGGCCCCCACCCGUGAACUUGCCCAGCAGAUCCAGAAGGUGGUGAUGGCUCUCGGAGAUUAUAUGGGCGCUACCUGCCACGCAUGUAUUGGUGGCACUAACGUGCGUAACGAGGUGGCAAAGCUGCAGGCGGAGGCUCCGCAUAUCGUCGUGGGAACGCCAGGCCGCGUCUUUGACAUGCUGAGCCGCAAAUUCCUCUCUUCCAAGAACAUUAAAAUGUUUGUGCUUGAUGAGGCUGACGAGAUGCUGAGUCGAGGUUUUAAGGACCAGAUCUACGAGAUUUUCCAGAAGCUUCCCAGCAGCACACAGGUAGUGCUGCUGUCUGCUACCAUGCCUGUGGAGGUUCUGGAGGUCACCACUAAGUUCAUGCGUGAGCCGGUGCGAAUCUUGGUGAAGAAAGAUGAGCUGACCUUGGAGGGAAUUCGUCAGUUCUACAUCAACGUGGAGAAAGAGGAGUGGAAGCUGGACACUCUCUGUGACCUGUACGAGACUCUGACCAUCACCCAGGCUGUGAUUUUCAUCAAUACUCGCCGAAAGGUGGACUGGCUCACUGAGAAGAUGCACGCCAGAGACUUCACCGUCUCUGCUCUGCAUGGUGAUAUGGACCAAAAGGAUCGUGAUGUGAUCAUGAGGGAAUUCCGCUCUGGAUCCAGCAGAGUCCUCAUUACCACCGACCUGCUGGCCAGAGGUAUUGAUGUCCAGCAGGUAUCUCUGGUCAUCAACUACGACUUGCCGACCAACCGAGAGAACUACAUCCACAGGAUUGGCAGAGGAGGCCGUUUCGGCAGGAAGGGCGUGGCCAUCAACAUGGUGACGGAGGAGGACAAGCGCACGCUGCGCGACAUCGAGACCUUCUACAACACCACCGUCGAGGAAAUGCCCAUGAACGUGGCCGACCUCAUCUGAACAGCCAAUCAGAUCUCAGAAAAGUCUCCAUCCUCCCCGCCAUGCCGAGGGCUAUUCCACAAAUCAGGGCUUCUCACGCAAGCUGGGUGAUUAAAGCCUAAAACGAGGCUCGUCCGAAAGGUCCUGACAGCUUUAGCCUUUAAGUGAUAGUUUGGCCAGACUAUCUCAAACGCAGUCGAUCGGCCGAGACGGUGCCUGAAGUUUGAUUUCGUGGUUUUAGCGGCGGAGGUGCGAGGCUAACCGCUGUUCUUAUUUGAAUCUUCCAUUCCACCUUAAAUGGCGUUGCAGUUAUGUUCUGCUGCACCAUUUAAGGUGGAACGGGAAAUUUACAUAGGAGUCAAACUUCACAAACGUGUUUGAGGCAAGUGAUUUAAGGCAUGCAGUUAGCGCCAUGCUAAUCGGUGGGGUAUGAGCUUCCAUUGCUUGCUAGCUACAUUAGCCUUGUAGCUCCAGCGCUAAAACUACAGAAGCGAACUCCAAACUCCAAACACGGCUGAUGAACUACGUUUGCGCUAAUGGAGGAAACUGCAUUUGAUUUUUCACCAAACUGUCGCUUUACAUUACCCAGCUCACCCCUGAUUUGCCGAAUAGCCCACCCCUCCAUCCCCACCACACCCUACGCUCGACGUUCUUUUCCACCUUUCAUUCUUCCACCUUUUAUGCAGUCAGAUGAAACUUUAAGUAAAGGAGCGGCUCAGAUGUGCUGAUGUGUCUAGUAGCCACCAGCUGGCAUCGUUCCUUGCGUAAUGCUGCCUGGUGGCUGUGGCUUCGUUUGUUUUGACUGAGCUGUUCCUUUAAUAACUCGGCCACCCUCUUCUCAGGCUAGCAUUAGCGUUAGCGCUCUCAUCUAAUCCGACCUGCUGAUGGGAGUUGUAGUUUUUUUGUGGCGAUUGGACUACAUGUUCCAUUGCCUCUGCAAGUGCAUUUAAAGGAGUAGCUUAACCAAAUAUGCUAACGUGGCUCACAGUGAAUGGACUCUUCCGUUAGCAGGUGCUAACGCUAACUGUAGCGGUUUGUUUUCCAUUGUUAGCCACGCUAGCUUUUGGAUGGACUGUUCCUCGAACUUGAAGCGCUGUUUCGUGUUACGGAUGCACUGAAUGGUCAACAUGUAACAAUAAAUACAUUUUAAAAUAAAAUUAUUGCUGAGGUCAAAGUUUUAGCGUGUACUGUAACAAUGAGCCAAAACUGUCCGAUCAAUUUGACUGAAAUGCGAUAAUCAGUAAUCGAACGCUGCAGUAAAGACAAGCCUUCGGUGUUGAUAAUGCUGAGGUGAACACUACUGCCCUCUGGUGUUAGGAGGUCUGCUUUGGGUGCAAAAUGUGUGUUCAUACAGCAACAGAAGCUAUUUAUUAUUCUUUUAUACAUGUACGUUUUCCAUACGGGGGCGGUGGUGACUUUAAUAAAGCUCAGAACUGAAUCAUAA